AUGGACGACGACGACUUUAUACGUGAGCAUGAGGAAGACCCUGACGACGCAGAAUCAUGGAAAGAAGAACGCCGCCAGUAUAAAAAUCCCUGGGAAGAAAAUCACAGGUGGUAUUGUAAUUGUGACAUGGACUACGAUGAUACAGAACGCGACUACCCGAUAGGCGAUGACGAACUCGACUCCGAGCACGACAUAUCUGAGGACGAUGAGAAGGCAAGUGAUAUAUAUCAUGAUCCAUAUCUUGAUCAUUGUGAUUCUGAAGAUGGAGUACCUGUCGUAGAGAAGGAGGAAGUUAAGGAGGGUACAGGCUUCAACGAUAUCAUGCAAAGAUUUCCAAGUAAGGGGGGAGGGAAAGCGGAGGUCUAUCAGCCGCCGCCACAAUAUGAUCUAGGCUCCGAGUCUGAGGAAGGGGAUCCGGCGUUUGUGCUCGGAGAAAAUGUGUGUGGUGUGUGCAAGCGUAGAAAUAUUCAGGUUGUAUAUGUAUCGUGCGGCCAUGGCGCUUGUGUAUGCUGUGCAAAGCGGGUGUGGUGUAGAGGAAGGAUGAUGAGGCUGAGGUUUCCGACAUGGCUGAGGUGCCAGGAAUGUAAAGGUAAGGUGAAUACCGUGGAUCUCGUUGAUGGGGAAGAGGUGGUUGGAGUGGGGCUGAAGGUGUUGGAGUGGAUUGUCCAAGUGUCGGAGAGGAUCCAAAGGAUGUGGAAGGCAAGGUAUGGCGAGUGA
Molecule: messenger RNA, 717 nt
Organism: Morchella sextelata
Lineage: Eukaryota; Fungi; Ascomycota; Pezizomycetes; Pezizales; Morchellaceae
Exons: 1
Coding region: 1-717 (238 amino acids)
Source: RefSeq, a predicted model, not a curated record